Molecule: messenger RNA, 2878 nt
Organism: Serinus canaria (Common canary)
Lineage: Eukaryota; Metazoa; Chordata; Aves; Passeriformes; Fringillidae
Gene: RGS16
Product: regulator of G protein signaling 16
Exons: 4
Coding region: 282-782 (166 amino acids)
Source: RefSeq, a predicted model, not a curated record
AGGCUCAGAGAACAGGGCCUUGGCGAGAGGCAGGGAACCCGCAGGGCUCCUGCCCUUCCCGGUGCCUCAGACCAGUGGCUGGAAUCCCCGGGGAAUGCAGGCAGCAUUAAACACAGAACACUGAAUAUUGCUGCUGCGGGCAGGGGGCUUUCCUGCAGAGGAGGCUCUGCUGGGCCAGCAGAAGAGGGCUCUUCUGAGCAUCCCCUAAAGAACCUGCUGGACUUGUGUCGGCAGAAAAGGGCUUUUGUGAGCAGCCCCUAGAGAGCCUCCUGGCCAGCAACAUGGAGAUGAGGUCGGGUGAGCCAUCAGGGAAGGUGAAAGAAAGGGAGGAGAGAGGAAAGAGAGCCCACAGAAACUCCUCCCAAGAGGUGCUGGAAUGGAGGGAGUCCUUUGACCAGCUCCUCAAGAGCAAAAGUGGGGUGAAUGCAUUCCACACCUUCCUGAAGACUGAAUUCAGCGAGGAGAACCUCGACUUCUGGCUGGCAUGCGAGGACUUCAAAAAGACCCGGUCGAAAACCAAGCUGGCCUCCAAAGCCAACAGGAUCUUCGAGGAGUUUGUCCAAAAUGAGGCGCCCAGGGAGGUGAACAUCGACCACGAAACCAGGGAGAUCACCCGCAAGAACCUCUCGGGGGCCACCUCGGCCUGCUUCAACGAGGCGCAGGCCAAGACGCGCACGCUGAUGGAGAAGGACUCCUACCCCCGCUUCCUGAAAUCCGCCUCCUACCAGGACAUGACCAAGCAGGCCGCCAGCCGCGGCGCCAGCAAGCGCUCGCACACCUGACCCGAGCCGGGGGACGAGCCGGGGGGGACGAGCCGGGGGCCAGGCACGGGGUGGGACACGGAGUGUGUGUGAGGGCCCCGGCCCGCGGGGCGGGGGUCCGGCUGAAGCUGUGGGGUUUGGCAGGAUCCUCAGCGCCCUCAGCGCUUCAGGAGCUGCAAGAGCCACACUCCUCCCUCCCCGGGGGUGGAGCCCUCACAGCUCGGCCGGAAACCUGCAGCACUGCAAACACGGAAAGAAAUGGGGUUUGGGCUGCGAGCCCAGCUCAAACUCAGCUCAUGGAUUCCCCUGAGCACCCAAACCCAAGAGUUCCCACCUGCUCUCUGACCGCCACAGGCUGCGGGGACAGCACAGGACCUGCCGCUCCUGCUCGCAGGGAAUGGCCAGGAUAACAGCCCCGAGGCUAUGUGGCAAUUCCAGCUGGAGGGAUCCUGCUCCUGCCUUCUCCUGACCCCAAGAUUCCCAGCAUCCUGAGCACUUCAUGAGCUGCCAGACCCACAUUCCUUCUUCCCUGGGGGUGGGAGCCCGGAGCCUCCCCUCGCGGCUCAGCCAAGACCUGCAGCACUGCAAACACGGAGAGAAAUGGGGUUUGGGCUGUGAGUGCACCUCAAACUCAUUCAGAGAUGGAUUCCCCCAAGCAACCCAAGAGCUCCCACCUGCUCUCUGACCGCCACAGGCUGCGGGGCCAGCACAGGACCUGCCGCUCCUGCUCACAGGGAAUGGCCAGGAUAAAAACCCCGAGGUUACUUGGCAAUUUCAGCUGGAGGGAUCCUGAGCCUGCCUUCUCCUGACCCCAAGAUCCUCCAGCUGUGUCCUAUGCAUGCUCUGCAUCGAAGCUUUCCAGCUCCUUCCAGUGCAGUGACAUUUUCAUCCCUCGCUUGAGCUCCACGACCUUCAGAUUGCACCUAAUCUUAGGUCACGUGCGUGACGUUUUCUCCCUGUUAUUGUUAUUUAUUUCAUCAUUAUUGUUAUUAUAGCUAUAUUUAUUAGAGGAGCACUGCUGAAAGCACACACGUGUAUCCCUUGCUCCGAGGAGCUUGUAAAUUAAAUUAUUUUAGCUGUUGUAGCACUUGGCAUGCCUCCCACCUUUUCUGUGUAAUUAUUUGAGAGGACCAGACAGAUUUGUAGCACAAUUUUGGAGCAAGGUACACCAGUAGCAGCAGGGAGGGCUGCUAGAGAGUUUGGAGGGCAGUGCAAGGAUGCUUUGCAGCCCAUGUUGUUUCCUCUCUCCCCUUAAAGAGGUGGAAGGCAUCUCAGCAGCUUGUCCUAGGCAGGGAACAGAGAGGUCAAACAGGCACUUUGGUGAACAACUCUAUGGAAAACUUGAUUUUCACACAUGGGAGAGAAAGCCCAGGGCUUUGCCUGGGUUUGUAAUCAGGCUUGGUGUUCCCUUGGAUGGUGAAACCAGCCUGCAGCCACAGCACUUUACCAGAAACCCAUGGAGUGAGCAAAACCAUCCUGUGAAUUCAGUGACUCGGGGGUGGCAGGACACAUCACCAGAACUGGGGGCAACUCUUCAGAAAGUCCCUUUCAGCAGGAAUUUUGGGGUCCUGGAGAGGUGUGGGUUCCACUUGGCAGCAGUAGUGGGUGGGUGUGUGAUGUGGAGCCUGUGCUGGGUCCUGGGGAAUGUGCCACCAGCACUGCUCCCUGCUGAGGGCUGCUUUCCAGGGCUCUGUUUAUCCCCAAAGAACAAACCUGGAGAUCCUUAUCCCACUGGUACUCACUCCUUGCCAAGGGAACUCUCUUUUGCCCCCCUGUCUCAGCAGCAUCAGAGCACAGCAUCCUUUGGGCUUUUCACAGCUGCUUGAGCAGAGCAAGGGACCAAAGACCAGUUUGGGGAUGUUACUCCGAGCCCUCUUCCACCACCCCCAUCCUGGCCCCACCUCUGAACCUCUGGCUGUUGUCCUGGCUGUGUUUACAGGGAGAUAUCAGCUGCUUUCUUAUUUAUUAUUUAUUUUUACAACUGGAAGCACCUUUGCUGUGUUACUGAAGCGAGCGAUGCACAAUGGUCUGUUCUCAUUGCCAAUGUAACGUUGUCAUAACAAAAUAAAAUAAAAUAAAAUGUAAAGAGCAAAAUAUCCUGACAACAUGGGCUGGGU